CUUCCCCUUUCCCCAAAGUUUAAAACUGGCAGUUGGUUUUCGAGGCAAACAAGGUGCCAGGAGGUUUCCAGUGUUUACAAAUAUCAAGUACAGCUUGAACAGGAAAGCAUAGAUGUAUUUUUAGUUGCUUUGCUUGUCGCUAAAGCUAAGCAACCAUAAUGUGUUUACCUCCAGAAAAAGCUUCCGAGUUAAAGCAGAUAAUACAAAACCAUCUGCUGAAGAUGGACAUCCACGGGAAGAUCCGAGAGGUGCUGGCAGAGACUAUAAAGGAUGAUCAAGGCUCAGGGCAUCAACAUCUGUCUGAGGCAGACUUUGUUCAAGCUCUCCAACGAAGAGGCAUCAUCGACAACGUGAUGAAAGACCUCCACUUUACCCAGCAAAAUGCUACAAAUAUAGAAGCAGAAUCUCCUCCCAAGCCUGCUGCCCAUAAUGUUGACCAGGAUAGGACUCAUCUAAAGAGAACUAAUCUUGAUCCAUCAAGGCGAUACCUUUAUCUUCAAGUACUUGGAGGUAAGGCCUUUCUCGAGCACCUCCAGGAAUCGGAGCCUUUACCUGGUCAGGUGUGUUCUACGUUUACACUCUACCUGCACUUCCGCAACCAGAGGUUUCGCUCCAAACCAGUUCCCUGUGCAUGUGAUCCUGACCUGAAGGAAGGCUUCCUUCUAGAGAUCCACAGGGAUGCCGUUGGAGAUGGAAGCAAGAUGGUAGAUGCAACGACCAUGCUGUCUAUGUGUGAUCCAGUUCACUUUGUGCUGAUCAAGACGGACACUUCCAGUGAAACAACGCUUGUCUCCUCUCACUUUCUGGACUGGAGGAGAGUCCUCAGCUCGCCCAGUUGCAAGACAUGUUUCCCUGUAGAGCUGAUGGGAGUCGGUAGUGAGAGUAAAAUCCCUGCAGGCAUUUUGACCGUCAGCCUGGAGCUCUUCCCUCCUCUCCAAGAGACUCUGAGCGCCGAUAUCAUCAGUACACAGCAAUCACUGGAGAGGCAGAGAACGGCAGAGAAGGAAAGGCUCUUCCUGGUUUACGCCAAACAGUGGUGGAGAGAGUUCCUGGAGAUCCGAUCGUCUCACCAGUCCAAACUGGUCAAGAUCUUUGCUCAGGAUGAGAACGGGGUGAACAGGCCAGUGUGUUCCUACGUACGUGUCCUACGGGCCGGCCGCCUGCUGGAGAGCCCAAGACAGGCCGCCCGGUUCGUCAGCCUUCUCGCCCAUGAGCGAGCCCCGGUGGUGGGAGGAGGGGGCAAGCAGGAGCAGUGGUGCACACUGAUGGCUUUUCUGUGUAGAGGGAAGGGAGACUGUGAGGACCAUGCCACUCUGCUCUGCAGCCUUCUGCUGGGCUUUGGGCUGGAUGCAUAUGUCUGUGUGGGUACCAAGGCCAAGAGUGGUCCACAUGCCUGGGUCCUGACACGCGGUACUGAUGGAAGCAUCACUUUCUGGGAGAGCCUGACAGCACACAGAUAUCUGCACCGACCAAUUGAUCCAGACGCUCCCCCUCUGGCCCCCCAACCGAAAUCCUCGGCCCCUUAUCGUACCGUGGGCUGCGUCUUCAACCACCAGACCUUCCUGGCUAACUGCCAGCCUUCUGAUGCUGUGGAGCUUUGUGUCUUUGACUUCCAGAAUCCGUCACGCUGGAAGGCGAUGAGUGAAGAAGCUCUGAAGUCUGUCUGUGCUCCAGGAUCCACCACAUCUUUACCUCCUCUGCCUCCUCUCUGCGCUCCGUCUCUGGAUCCUGCUGUGGCCAGCAACCAUUUGGAGUUGGAGAUGCGCUUCCUGGUGUCAGAGCAUAGAAAGGAUCUUGAUCUGACCACAGUGUGGGACGACCACCUCUCCUACCUGCUGUCCUCGGCACUGUCGGCUUAUGAAAUGGAGCGCUGCACCGGCGUCUCCUGUGGCAACGAAGAGUUCCAGGACGCAGUAAGGAGGGCCGUGCCGGACGGACACACCUUCAAAGGGUUCCCCAUUCACUUCCUGCACCGCAACGCUCGCAGAGCCUUCGCCACCUGCCUCAGGUCUCCAUUCUGUGAAGAGAUAGUGUGUUGCCGUGGCGACCAUGUGAGGCUUGCCGUUCGUGUCCGGGUUUUUGUGUAUCCUGAGAAUGCCUGCGCAGUGUGGAUGAUGUUUGCCUGUAAAUACCGCUCUGUGCUCUGACCGCCUGAUGUCCUACGCUGCACAAAGACCCCUGCAGGACGCACGGCUCCACAAGAACACUGAUCUGACCUCAGUAAACUUGAGGAAAGAUUAUUUUAUAAAUCACUAGAAUAUUUAUGUUUGAAGACAUUUUUUUUAUUUUUGCAAAUAAACUGAAAUUUUAACAACUGCA
Molecule: messenger RNA, 2319 nt
Organism: Cyprinodon tularosa
Lineage: Eukaryota; Metazoa; Chordata; Actinopteri; Cyprinodontiformes; Cyprinodontidae
Gene: cep76
Product: centrosomal protein 76
Exons: 13
Coding region: 159-2147 (662 amino acids)
Source: RefSeq, a predicted model, not a curated record